Molecule: messenger RNA, 630 nt
Organism: Cotesia congregata
Lineage: Eukaryota; Metazoa; Arthropoda; Insecta; Hymenoptera; Braconidae
Source: the annotation of a GenBank genome assembly
UUAAGAGACAACGCGUACAAAACUGCGCAAAAAAUUCAGUCAUCACAAAAUAUUGCUUACUUUAAGUUGUUACGAAAUCAAGUAGUCUCUGAGUUGAGAAAAAGUAAAAAAUUAUAUUAUGAAACAAAUAUUGAUUUAAAUAAAGGAGAUUCAAAAAAUAUGUGGAAAACAUUAAAAAAAUUAAUAGGAGAAAAAAAAUCUAAUAAAACACAAGUAUGGGAAGUUAAAGUUGGCAAUGAAAUAAUAACGGAUGGUCAACAGAUAUCAAAUAGUAUGAAUAAUUACUUUAUUAGUAGUAUAGAGAAUAUAAUACAAUUAAGAGACAACGCGUACAAAACUGCGCAAAAAAUUCAGUCAUCACAAAAUAUUGCUUACUUUAAGUUGUUACGAAAUCAAGUAGUCUCUGAGUUGAGAAAAAGUAAAAAAUUAUAUUAUGAAACAAAUAUUGAUUUAAAUAAAGGAGAUUCAAAAAAUAUGUGGAAAACAUUAAAAAAAUUAAUAGGAGAAAAAAAAUCUAAUAAAACACAAGUAUGGGAAGUUAAAGUUGGCAAUGAAAUAAUAACGGAUGGUCAACAGAUAUCAAAUAGUAUGAAUAAUUACUUUAUUAGUAGUAUAGAGAAUAUAAUACAA